AUGAGAUCGGUAACACGUACGUCUGGUGGCCAUUCUCAUCGUGUACUGAUAAUUGUACUGUCCUCAACUCGAACAGAUUUUUUAGGCAUGACGGGAAAGCGAACAUUAUUUAGUAUUCAAUGUCAUACGGGAAAAGUGAUUCAAGGUCAUUCUCAUUAUCCAAAGGAAAAAGAAAUACUUCUUCGGCCGGCCACUUCGUUGCAAGUCAUCGGCAAAUUAAACAUUUCCGUAGAUGUAUGGAUGAUCGAUUUAAUAGAAGUCACACCGCCUUUUCCUUUUCUUCAAGCGGCGUCAAUACUGAUUGAGACAAAACCAUUGGAUGCUGCGCUUCUGAAAUCAAUUGAUGUCAAGUUACCGACAACUUCUCUUAAUCCGAUCUACGAGAAGACAUUUAUUGCACCUCUGUCAGGCACCGGAUUAGCGCUAUCGACUUCAUCCAAGAAUACAACAUCAGUUGCACCUUCAGACGACGUUAACAUGAAGUUAACGGUUACUCACAGUUCGAUAAGCACUAAGAUACCUGUUGUAUCUCCAAAAGAGGCCGAGAUGAAGUUACUAGAUUCUUCUAAUUCGAUCAAGAGUAAGACACUAGUCAUUCCCCUAUUCAAGCCAAAGCCUCCCUACCCAGCAGAAGCGACUAACGGGAUCACACAAUCGAUCAAUGACGAUGAUCAACCAAUCAGUUUUGCCGGACAACAUCUAACCGAUAAGGACAUGGCUUUGGUAGCUAAACAUGUCAUCGAGAAGAGGACAGGUCGAUGGCUUGACCUUGAAGACGGUUCUAUUACUAGUGACGGGAUAAAAUGCAUAGCCAAAGCUCUGGGAACGGACACUCGCAUUACUCAACUUCAUUUACAUGAAAAUCGCCUUGGCGACGAGGGUGCUCGUAUUCUUUGUGACGCAUUGAGUUCGAAUCGAACAAUCACCGUAUUGGGUCUUUCAUCGAACACGUUGUCUGAUGCUGCUUGUUUUCACAUUGGUAAUUUUCUUAGAGUUAGUUGUACAUUGAUUAGCCUCAUGUUGGGUCAAAAUCGAAUUGGCGAUCGAGGUAUACGUCUGUUGGUUGAUGGACUAAUGAAGAACACAAGUUUAAGCAGACUUUAUUUGAACAAUACACUCUUGAGUGAUGCCAGCAUUGACACACUCCUUCGACUCAUCAAAUCCACCAGUGCACCUCUGGUAAAAAUCGAUCUUAUCGGGACUCAUUUGUCGCAUAGUGGUAGAGAGAGACUCAAAACGGAGACUGCCAAAAUCAAUAACCAAAUUGAACUGAUAUUCAAUACUAAAUAA
Messenger RNA from Didymodactylos carnosus, 1290 nucleotides. NCBI's taxonomy places the organism in Eukaryota, Metazoa, Rotifera, Eurotatoria, Philodinida, Philodinidae. The record is from the annotation of a GenBank genome assembly.